Molecule: messenger RNA, 2448 nt
Organism: Penicillium canescens
Lineage: Eukaryota; Fungi; Ascomycota; Eurotiomycetes; Eurotiales; Aspergillaceae
Exons: 10
Coding region: 97-2448 (783 amino acids)
Biological process (GO): regulation of DNA-templated transcription; DNA-templated transcription
Cellular component (GO): nucleus
Molecular function (GO): DNA-binding transcription factor activity, RNA polymerase II-specific; zinc ion binding; DNA binding
Source: RefSeq, a predicted model, not a curated record
CCCACACUUUCGAUCUCGUCAUUCAACGUGCAGAUCUCGUAAUAGAGCCGACCCAGCCGACAGCCCGAAAACUUUUAUGCUUCUCAAUGUAGUUGAAUGCUGAGAGAUACCCCCUUGCUGAAUGGUAUGGGUUCAAACAAGUCUUCACGAUCGCGGUUCGGUUGCCGCACAUGUCGCGCCCGCAAAGUCAAGUGUGAUGAACGACCAGGCGAAUGUGGCAACUGUGCUCGGUUGCGACUGGUCUGCUCGGGUUAUUCCACGCCGCCGAGGUCGCAUGCAUCGGAGAGUGCGAUCGAUCAGUUGGACCGCUCGAAAAGGAAGCGAACGUAUCGUUCUUGUGCCGCUUGUCGUGUAUCGAAAACGAAAUGCUCAGGCGAGAGACCAACGUGUCAACGAUGCCAGGAUAAGAAUUUACAAUGUGUCUUCGCUGAGGCUUCGCAGCCUACUUGGGUGCGGAGGGUUAAUGUGAUAUCAACACAUAGUCAGAAGUCGCCAUCCUUAGAGCCGCCGGUUGAUGGGUCUCCUAGUUAUACCCCUGCGCGGCAGGAUGUACGGAGAUUAUUGGAAACUCCGCCAAUCUCACAGCAGCCCUUUUCGAUAGUUGAACCUACAUUUACUGAGACUUCAUCAUCCCCCUUAGACUGGCUGUCUUCACGGCAUCUACCCAACCCGUCACGGACGAGGGUGCUAGUCGAGGAAUACUUUAACAAUGUUCAUCCGCUACGCGCUUUUGCUUUUAUGCAUAAGCCCUUAUUUCUACAAAGGCUAGAUGGGGAACUUGCGAAGAGCGGUAACAAUCAUGCUUUGCUGCAUAUUGUCUGUGCAUUGGGAGCUCAAUUCUUUGCCCUCACAUACAGUGAGACUAUAGCUCCUCUGGAAUCGAAGUUCGUUCUCCAUGCAGGGGCUGAAUGGGCCAAGAUUGCGCAACGUAUCAUCCUGGAGGCCUUAGAUUCUGUCACUAUCGAAAACCUAAUGGCAGCUGUCCUUCUCCAUGAUUAUGCCGUUCGCUUAGGAAACUUCUCGAACGCAUUUAUGUUAAGUGGAAUCACCACGAGGAUGACACAAGCUUUGCAAAUCAAUCUGGAAUACAACACAGACAUACUGUGUCAAGAAGCUGAAUCCAAUCUUCCAGUGACCGCAAGAGAGUCUCGCCGUCGGCUGAUGUGGAGUUGCUAUAUCAUGGACGCUCUCGUCGGCAGCGGAGUUGACCAACUCACACUGAUGGACGAGAGGGACAUCAAAAUUCAGCUUCCAUGCAACGAGCGAAACUUCACCCAACAAGUUCCAUGCCUUACUGAAACCUUGAAUCCUGGAAAUCGACUCAAACUUCUUCCCGGAGAUCCAGAUAAUAAGUCUCUGUCGCCCAACAUGGGAAUAAUGGCAUAUUUCAUUCGACAUAUCGCACUUCGUAAGAGGGUUCUACGAUACAUCAAACACCUAGGAGAUGCCAUGGUGCCAUGGUCCCCAGAAUCCGAAUUCGCCCUCUUGGAUGCAGACUGCCGAGCAUGGUACGAAUCCCUCCCAGCCAGUCUUCAGUUUACACCAGAUGCAAUCUACAUUCGCAAAGACACAUCCCAACUAGGCGCUCUGAGCACCAGCUCUCUACAAACUCCGAGCAGCCUUCGACUUCCCCCAGAACAGCACGACUUUCUUCAACAUCUGCAGCAGGUUCUGUUUGAUGCUGCUCGCGCUUUGGCUACUAUCGUUGGUCAGACGGCGCACCAUGGUCCUCGGAUGCUGGCGGAUUCUUGGCUUCCUACUAUCACCUAUGAUAGUUGUCGGAUUAUUGUUUAUCACCUUACUCAGAUUCUUGAUCCCCGAGAGGAGAGUACAAAGGCGCUUAUUUUGGCGACUAUCCCUUUGUUGCGGAGUAAUAUUGCGGCCCUUAAAUCUAUGGGUUCUCUAAAUGCGAUUGCUAACACGCUGGGUUGCGCAGCAGAGACAAUGCUGGACAGAUCUGGUAUCGAGUCCGAGGUGGUAACACACAACAUUAUCCCUGACGAUCCAUACCACCCAGACGAAGAAGAGGACACAAGCGAAAGCAUAUCAGGAACACCGGCCCAAAGCGCCCCAGACUACGUCUUAAACCCACUAACAAUCUUCCGCAUGGCCCGCAAAACAAUACCCGAACGCCACGCCCCCGAAAAAUCCGGCACAUCCUCCGACCCGAACAGCGUCCGCUCAGACCCGCAUGCCGAUAUCGAGCGGUCUUCAGCGCGGGUCAGUGACGGGAGACUGUUAGGUGGGAAUGAGCUUGAUGCUGGGCAGGCGAGUCUCGAGGAGUUACAGACGCUUUUUAUGUCUGAUUUGGGUUGGGCGUGGCAGCCUGCUGAUACGGCUGUCGGAUCUGGGAUUGAUGGCGCCGGGCUUUUGCCUUGGGCUGGUGGGUAUCCUGUUAUGCAGACGGAGCCUUGGUUACCUGUUUUUCCGUUUCCGCAGCAGGGGUGA